AUGGCACCUAGCACAGACAAACUCAGUUCAUUGCCUCACUCUUUACUCUCCACUAUUGUUUCUUUGAUACCGUUUAAGGAAGUAGUAAGAACUUCAAUUCUCUCUAAAAGUUGGAUAGACAGUUUCAAGUCUACAUCCAACAUAGUAUUUGAUGAAGUUUAUUUUGUGAAAGAUAGUCAAACUCGUCGAAUUAGACAAGCCCAAAGAAAUGUUUUUCUAGAGUUUGUGAUGCUAUGGAUUUCUAGUCACACGGAAAUUGUUAUUGAUAAGUUCUCUUUGAGAAUAUCAAUGCCUGGAAAAGCUAACCAAGUUGUGAAAAAUUGCAUUAUCUUUGCUACAAAACACGGGGCGAAGGAGUUGGAGUUGGACUUUUGUGAUCCAAAAUUGGAUUGCUAUUUGACUACUAAUUAUAUUAAUUAUGUUGCCUUGUUUGAAUUGCCAACACAUGUUUAUAGUCACACUUGCCUCGAAUCCUUGAAGUUGUUUUCAUGUAGCUUUGUUGAGGCUGAGUUGUUUAACUUUAAUGUACUCAAAGACAUUUCUCUGGGUUGGAUGGAAGUGAAGCUCACUACUAUUAAGACCUUGUUGUCAAAUUGCAAGGCACUUGAGAAUUUAAGUCUCAAGAGGUGUUGGAAUUCAGAUGACCUUGAUUUAGGGGAGGAGAACCUAAGGUUGAGAAAGUUAGUCGUGGAGAGAUGCAUGUUUAGAUCUGACAGUUUUUCUUUUAUAGUCAAUGCUCCAAAGUUAAGAAAUUUCUAUUAUUCUGGGUUGAAUAAUAAUCGUUUGGUCAUAGACGUACGUUCCCUUAUCAUGAAAGAGGAAGUUCUUGAGUUCUGCAUUGAGUUUGAAGGACAUGCAGUUUUUCUCUACAAACUAGUGGAAGAUAUCUCUGGUGUUAAUAUCUUAACUGUGGGUAAUUACUUCCUUCAGGAUUAUGACUUACCAAUGAAUUUUAACUUUGAGAGGUUUUGGACUGAUCAUGCAAUGGCUUAUAUAUGCAUGACAUAUACUCUUAGAGAGAUGGAAAUUAUGAGAUUUAAAGGAUCAAUGAAUGAGAUUUGUGUACUUACUUAUUUCAUCACUUUUGGAAGAGUCUUGAGAAAGAUGACUAUCAACAUAUCAAAGGGUGAUGAUGCAGAUCAAGAUGGUAGAUUUGACUCUUACCGCAGUGACAUGACAGAAUUGUUAAUGAUUCAAAGGGCAUCAAGAGAUCUAGAGAUUUUAAUUUGUUAA
Lotus japonicus is the source of this 1233-nucleotide messenger RNA. RefSeq names its product putative F-box/LRR-repeat protein At1g56400. The record is from RefSeq and is a predicted model, not a curated record. The transcript has 2 exons. Gene Ontology annotation, molecular function: protein binding. NCBI's taxonomy places the organism in Eukaryota, Viridiplantae, Streptophyta, Magnoliopsida, Fabales, Fabaceae. The coding region runs from base 1 to 1233 and encodes 410 amino acids.